AUGGCUUCAUGUCCUUGUGGCCGCAAUGACCACACUGACGGACACACAGACUGCACAUGCGGCCACGUGCCCGAGUGUCACAUUGAAACCCAAAGUACCACCACAGAUUCAGACAGGGACUCCAUGGAUUAUGAUGCGGACACCUCAAGCAACGGCUUAAGUAGCCAGUCUGGGUCCAAAUUCCAAGGCGACGAUGAGGAGGUUGACGAUGAUGUCGAGACGAAGAAACCCCGUGCGCUCGAAGCCCGAGGACGCCUUGCCAAAUCCUCUGCUUUGGUCCUGGCAUGGUUGCUUGACGAGCCUUCCGACAUACAACGGGAACACAGUGGCCGUGAACUUAAAGUAGCAUCGCCCGAACCACCAGAAAAGACAGAGAUAUCAUCGCGAAAGCGUUCACUCGACGAGACUGAGGCAGUCGACCCUGCCAAGAGGAUUCGCGUCGAUGAGGGCCAUGUUGAGGAAAUGGGCCCAGUCAAGGACGACCAUGCCUUAGGUGGUGAUGGAUAG
Messenger RNA from Zasmidium cellare ATCC 36951, 507 nucleotides. RefSeq lists its product as uncharacterized. The transcript has a single exon. Lineage: Eukaryota; Fungi; Ascomycota; Dothideomycetes; Mycosphaerellales; Mycosphaerellaceae. The record is from RefSeq and is a predicted model, not a curated record. Bases 1 to 507 code for a protein of 168 amino acids.